CCUCCUUUCUGCUUUAGCUUAUCACCUCGCUUUGGAUUCAUGCUUCCAAGUUUUCAAUUUGAAAGUCAUCUUAAAUCCACUUUCUGGGAUUAAACAAGAGAAGAAGACAGAGAAAUAAAGGGAGCGAGGGAGAGUUUUUCUAUCCUGAGGCUCACCCUAAGACCGCUUCCUCCAGCUUGAUAAGAUCAGAGCCAGGAGGCGAGGCGGUGACGGUCUGCAGUGUUUCUUCACAGCCAGCAGACGAGGCAGCUGCACAGAGAAACGCCAGCAUGCCCACCGUCAAGAGCAAGAAGAAGAAGCCGAAGAAGGAGGUCCACGACGGAGAGGAGCAGGGAGACGCGGGCCUGGAGGUGGAGAUGGAGGCAGUGAGAGAGAGGAGGCUCUCUGAAAGCAGAGACCCGUUGACCCCAGAGCCACAGGACCCAGCACCACAGAAGAAGAAGAAAAAGAAGAAGGCGCCUGCUAUUGAUCAGGAAGCAGAGCACGCUGACAUGCCAAACGGUAACAUGGACGAGUCCAUCAUGGACGGAGAGGAGACGACCGUUGCUGUAACCAGAAAGACGAAAAGGAAGAGGAAGGCGAAGGCGACGGAGCACUACAGCAAUGACCUGGGAGCCGAAGACGACGACAUCGUCACAGACGCCCAGUCACCCAUCCCCCAGCAUUCCCUGUUCUCCGCCCCCCACGGACACAGCCAUCCGGUCGGCAAAGUCUUCGUGGAGAGGAACAGGCGUUUCCAGGCAGAGCGAGUGGAGCAGCUCCGACACUCAGAGGCGAUGGAUGACUACAUGGACCCCAGACAGAUCUGGACCACCAGAGACGUCGCUAUGAGGGUCCACAGUGGCUUCAGGGUGAUCGGCCUCUUCUCUCACGGUUUCCUGGCCGGCUACGCCGUGUGGAACAUCAUUGUCGUGUACGUGUUGGCGGGCGAGCAGCUGAGCACGCUGCCCAACCUGCUGCAGCAGUACCACCUGCUGGCCUACCCAGCUCAGUCUCUGCUCUACCUGCUGCUGGCCAUCAGCACCGUGUCUGCGUUCGACAGGGUGAACCUGGCCAAGGCCUCCAUGGCCCUGAGAGGCUUCCUCACCCUGGACCCUGCUGCUCUGGCUUCUUUCUUAUAUUUCGUAGCCCUGAUCCUGUCCCUCAGUCAGCAAAUGACCAGCGACCGCAUCAACCUUUAUCCUACCGCCAACGAGACUCUGUGGCCUCCAGGUUCAGAGCAGCAGAUCCUGCAGCCGUGGAUUGUGGUGAACCUGGUGGUGGCGCUGUUGGUGGGCCUGGCCUGGGCGGUCGUCUCCACGCGGCCGGACAUCGACUACACAGAAGAGUUUUUGAUGACAAUGGAAGUGGAGGGAUACCCGAGAGGAGACGAGAAUCUGGACAUGCCUGCCUGAAACUCUGAAAGCCUCGUCCUGUCUGUGUCUGACUCCAAAACAGUGAUCUUGUUCAUUUAAAUGUGCUUUUGUAUGACAUGCUAUCUAGCACUUGACUGUGAUUUUUGUAAAUAAAGAAAUACAGUAUGUACAGUA
Molecule: messenger RNA, 1529 nt
Organism: Micropterus dolomieu (smallmouth bass)
Lineage: Eukaryota; Metazoa; Chordata; Actinopteri; Centrarchiformes; Centrarchidae
Product: transmembrane protein 237A-like
Exons: 11
Coding region: 270-1394 (374 amino acids)
Biological process (GO): cilium assembly
Cellular component (GO): ciliary transition zone
Source: RefSeq, a predicted model, not a curated record